AUGCUGUUUAAGAAGAUCUCAUUUUUAGUAUGCACUCGGCAAGCGCCACCUGUAAUUCUGGACGACUCUAUGGGCGAUACUGUAGCCCUACUAGGCCAGGAUGUUGAUUUCACGUGUAAAGUCGACAAUCUGGGCAAACAUAUGGUAGCAUUUGUGAGAGCAAGUACACCGCCACGAUUAAUUUCCUUUGAUGAAAAGAUUUUUCGACAAAAAGAAAAAUUCGAGUUGAAGUCUAAAAUGGGACCGCUUAACAACGAAUGGAUAUUGACGAUCAAAAACGUGCAGGAGACCGAUCGUGGGAACUAUUCGUGCCAAGUGAAUGCCGAUCCUGUUUUGAGCGCCACUGCUGAGCUGGACAUCAAAGUACCACCAGCAGUCUCCAGAGGAACUCCGUCAGCUGUGGAGGUUCGUGAAGGUCAUAAUGUGACGCUCACAUGCAAAGCGGAAGGGAAUCCGACGCCAACGGUGGUCUGGCGUCGCCAAGACAAACAGAUCAUCCGAUACAAUGGUGCCACCGGAUUUGGAGCCAGUGUGUUCCACGGUUCCAGCCUGCAUCUGACAAAAGUGAAUCGAAAACAUAUGAGCGAAUACGUUUGUGUGGCCAGUAACGGAAUCCCUCCGGAUGAAACGUGGACGGUUAAACUGCUUGUAACAUUUCCUCCACUAAUGCAGGCAAAAACUCCAACCGUACGAAUUCCACUCGGUGGUCUAGCCAGACUUGUAUGUACAGCUGAAUCAUGGCCAAGACCGGAUGUCACAUGGGACAAGGACGGACAACAGAUCUUUGACUCGGACAACUAUGCUACGUCCCAAACCGUCUCUGGACAGUACCAUAGUGUGCAUGUGUUAGAAAUUCGACGGGUCGAAAAACAUCAUUACGGUAGUUAUCGAUGUACAGCUCGUAACGAUAAUGGAGUACAUUUUGCUGAUAUUGACCUGGAAGAAGCCGAGCCGAACUUCUUAUACACGAACGCGAUUCAAGAAGGUUCUGGUUUAGUGAUCAGUGAUGACGAGGAUUCAGAUAAAGAUGCGUCAACAGACGACGACAGCUACGCACGAGCAGUCGACACGCAGCCGGUUCGAUCCAUAUCGUUCACAUCCUCGUCACUACAAACUCGUACCACACCACGUUCUGCCGAAGGCACGUGUUUUCAGAUACGGGCUACUGUAGGUGCAAACCCGGCUUUGCAAGAGAUUCUUGUGGACGGAUUUGCUCCAAAGUCUUCUGGGGAUGAACUGUGCCUAAAUGAGAUACUCUGUGUGGUGCUGCUGCGUAUGGUCCGCACUCUGUUCUCGCGUGUCGAAGCAAAAGUGGGCCCGAAUGGUGGAGGUUUACCGGUGAACGCAAGUGUCCUCCAGGGUUUCAGAGGGUUACUUUGUGAUUCUAUCAGCUUAAGAAAUGUGACCGUAAUGGUGAAAGUUGUCAACAAAAAACUGGAAAAUGUACCUUUGUUACUGGACAUCAAAGUCAUCGGUGAGAACAAGGUUAGGGUUGCGGUUCGGACCCUGCAGGCAGCCAGCCAGGGAAAGGGUUGUUGCGGUGGUGGUGUGGUGCGGCUAUCGAACGAGGCGGAGUACGACACAAUGCAACACGACACCACGAUAAUGCGGAUAAGAGACUGGACCGAGAUCCGGGCAUACCACAAUGAAGAUCUUUGUCCUGAAAUUGAUGUGGUAUACCGGCGGAUGACCAGUGGAAGGAGACCGGCAAACCACCUUGAUCAACGAGUUCUGAGGAAUUUGUCGGGCUCGAGCUGGAAGAAGCCACCUGGCCGAAAACGGAAGCUCUGGACUGAAGUGGUAAAAGAGGACGAGAGGACACUCGGUGUGGAUAGGAAAAGGAGGACACCGGACAUAAAAGGGAUACAUAUAGUUGGAUCAAAACGUCAUGAAGCAUCUGCCAUCUUCACCGCGCCGCUUGAAGCAGCGGCUGCGCUUCAAGCGGUGAAGAUGGCAGUUGGAAUCGACGUGGGACCAUUGCAAAUGCCAUAUCAUUACUGCAAAGGAACGGUUGGUUUACCGUCUCAUAGUGGCGUGAAAGUGACUCUGGGGAUCCAGCUGCGAUGCACAGCGGAGGUACGUCCUCUGGGAGGGACUCCCAAGCUUAGAAGAACUUCGACACCUCCGACAUUUCGACUUCUCGAAAUCGUUUCACGUGAUUGCUCUGCGAAAGACGAGUGCAGAAGGAGCGACGUACGAGAAAUGAAUGACGAUAAGCUCAUCACUCGUCAUUCAAGAACAAGUCGGAUGUCUCAUGGAUUCAGCUCGAACAUCGUCCAGACCGUAUCGAGAGUCAUGAACGUUGAUAGCGAAUACCACCUACCUCUUAUUCUAACCUCCGUCGACUCUGAGAAAGCCUUCGCCAGCUUAGCAACGAUUACAACUCUGUCAGUGCUCUUCGAUCAAGACGAGGACGUGUCGUGUCAGUGCUGGUCGAUCAAGACGAGGAAAGUGCUACGAUCGAUGCACCACUACGAUACAACUCUUCUACGCUAUCCCCCGCCCACCAUAUCUGUUGAAACGGGAUAA
This is a messenger RNA of Necator americanus (New World hookworm), 2529 nucleotides long. RefSeq lists its product as uncharacterized. Gene Ontology annotation, cellular component: neuron projection. Lineage: Eukaryota; Metazoa; Nematoda; Chromadorea; Rhabditida; Ancylostomatidae. The transcript has 18 exons. The record is from RefSeq and is a predicted model, not a curated record. The coding region runs from base 1 to 2529 and encodes 842 amino acids.